AUGAAGGUUCAGCGAUGGUCCUUCUCUCAUCAUAACGUGCGGGUGUCGACUCGACCGUCAUGUGUCGCUCUUCUCUCCAAUGCUUUCAGCAACACAUCCAGAUCCCUGUCCAGCUCCACAGACAGCCCAGUGGUAUCUGCGACACCAGAAAGCCAAUACCGCCCUCUAGAAUAUCUCCAAGAUGCCCGGAUAGAAGUGUUCCGCGAGAGGUACUUCCGACCAGAAAUUCCCGUUCUCUUCCCCCGCGGACACUUUCGCGACGUCCCAGCCUUUGAGCGAUGGUUCCAACCGUCACCCUCCCCAGACUGCAAGAUCGCCCAAUUGAACACGAAGUAUCUGGAAGAAAAUGCCAGUGAUGCGCUCGUCCCGCUCGAACUCACGCAGUUCUCCCUUGAGCCACCAUCCAAAGCCAACGAGCUCAGCUUCCGGCAGUUCCACGCUCCGUUGACCUUGUUCCUGGAAUGGAUGCGCACAGCAGAGAGCCAGCCGCAGAGAGCCCGAUUAUACCUGGCGCAAUGCCAGCUGCUCGAUCUUCCAUCCGUGCUUCGGGCCGAUUUCCCCACGCCCGAGGUUGUUCUACAAGCAGACAAAGGCGACCUCUAUGAUACGAACGUAUGGAUCGGCCAUCCGCCCACGUACACGCCUUUACACCGUGACCCGAAUCCGAACCUCUUCGUCCAGCUUGCUGGGCGCAAGGUGGUCCGUUUGUUGCCUCCAGAUGCCGGACAGAGGGUAUUCGCAUCGGUCAGGCGGCGUUUGGGUCGGAGCGGGAACCGCGAGGCGGCUGUCUUUCGGGGGGAGGAGAUGAUGCAGGGGCAGGAGAGGGCGCUGUUGGAACAGGCGGUGUGGAGCGAUGUUGGCCUGGGUGAUGCUGGAACCGGGACGGAUGGAGGGUAUGAAGCGAGAUUAGAAGCCGGCGAUGGGCUAUUUAUCCCGAAAGGAUGGUGGCAUAGUAUCAAGGGAGUGGGAGAAGGUGUCACUGCAUCGGUCAAUUGGUGGUUUCGGUGA
Aspergillus clavatus NRRL 1 is the source of this 1008-nucleotide messenger RNA. Its product is annotated as putative JmjC domain protein. Gene Ontology annotation, molecular function: 2-oxoglutarate-dependent dioxygenase activity. Bases 1 to 1008 code for a protein of 335 amino acids. Lineage: Eukaryota; Fungi; Ascomycota; Eurotiomycetes; Eurotiales; Aspergillaceae. The transcript has 2 exons. The record is from RefSeq and is a predicted model, not a curated record.